CGCACUCUCAAACCCAUUACUCUCCUAUAAAUAACAGCAAAUAACCAUUGCUAAUAACACAUCUCAUUUCCUACUGAAAUCCCAUCCCUUCAACAAAUUAAGCUUAUUAGCUAGUUCAGGAUGAAGUCCUCAUCUUUAGUUUGUCUUGGUUUUUGCUUUGUUUUUGUGUUGAAUGGUUGUCUAGGUCAGAUAGAACAGCAAGGAGGAGGAUGGCAAACCCAGCAGCAGCAGCAACAGCCACGCCAUUACCAAGGCCAAAGCCAGUGUCGCAUUGAGAACAUAAAUGCACAAGAACCUAACCGCCGUGUUGAGUCCGAAGCUGGUGUUACAGAGUUUUGGGACCAGAAUAACGAACAGUUCGAAUGUGCUGGUGUCGCCCCUGCUCGAUAUAUUAUCCAGCCUAAUGGACUUCUCUUGCCGUUUUUUGUUAAUGCACCAAGACUUGUCUACAUUGUUCAAGGUAGGGGUAUGUCUGGAGCUCUUAUCCCUGGCUGUCCUGAAACUUUCCACUCAAUUCGACAAUCUGUGCAGCAACUAAGAGGAAGAAGCCAGCAACAGGGAGGUGCUAGAGAUCAACAUCAAAAGAUCCGUAGCAUUAGACAAGGAGAUAUCUUGGCUUUACCUGCUGGAGUAACUCAUUGGUUGUAUAACGAGGGCGAGACCCCGCUUAUUGCCGUCUCCCUUCAUGACACAAGCAGUAGCGCUAACCAGCUCGAUCGCCAACUCAGGAAAUUUCAAUUGGCCGGAAGCCAACAAACACAAACGACCUCAUACCAACAACGACAACAACAGCAGCGUCAACAGGCAAGAGGCCAACAACAAGAUGUCCCAGAAAACAACAUCUUCAAUGGCUUCAAUGUUGAAACUUUGGCUGAGGCUUUUGGAGUGAGCACUGAAACAGCGAGGAGACUACAAGGACAAGAUGACCAGAGAGGUAACAUCGUUUUCGUUGAAGGCGGGCUUCAUGCAAUCAGGCCACAACAAGGAGAAGAAGAAGAGGAACAAGAACAACGUUACAGGACCACAAAUGGGUUAGAGGAAACUAUUUGCAGCAUGAGACUCAAGCAGAACAUAGCCAAUCCAACAAGGGCUGAUAUUUACUCAGAAAAAGGUGGAAGAAUCACAACUCUCAACAGUCAGAAGCUACCCAUCCUUAACAACCUUCAAAUGAGCGCCGAGAGAGGAGUUCUUUACCAGAAUGCUCUACUGGCACCACACUGGAACUUGAACGCCCACAGCGUGAUGUACGUCACCAGAGGAAGCUGUAGGUGCCAGAUUGUAGGUAACCAAGGUCGCCAAGUCUUUGACGGACAACUCAACCAAGGUCAAAUGUUGGUUGUUCCUCAGAACUUCGCCGUGGUUAAACAGGCUGGAAAUGAAGGAUUUGAAUGGGUAUCUUUCAAGACUAACGACAAUGCUAUGACAAGUCCACUGGUUGGUAAGACUUCCGUAUUAAGAGCAAUGCCAGUAAAUGUGUUGAUGAAUGCUUAUCAGAUCUCAAGGGAAGAAGCCAAUAGAUUGAAGUACAACAGAGAACAAGAGACUAUGAUACUUACCCCAGGAUCUAGAUCUCAGGUUAGAGCUUCGGCUUAAGCAUAUAUAAUGCGCAUGUAUUAGCUCAUUUUGAAGUGGUUUUAGGUAAGGCAGUAGUAGUAAUAAAUCUGAUCUGCAUAAUGCUGCAGUUGGUUCAGCUUACAUGUAUCAGGCAUGAUGUAAUAAUAACUAUUAGAGUACUGAUCUCAGAGUCUGUUUCUAUUUCUA
Messenger RNA from Papaver somniferum (opium poppy), 1761 nucleotides. RefSeq names its product 11S globulin subunit beta-like. NCBI's taxonomy places the organism in Eukaryota, Viridiplantae, Streptophyta, Magnoliopsida, Ranunculales, Papaveraceae. The record is from RefSeq and is a predicted model, not a curated record. Gene Ontology annotation, molecular function: nutrient reservoir activity. The transcript has 4 exons. Bases 121 to 1593 code for a protein of 490 amino acids.